GACAAAUUUCCAUUUCGAAACCCCUCUCCAUGGUUUGUUGAAAAACUUUCGCACGGGGAAGCGCAUCCUUUCAAACCUGGCCCCUGAGGCCGCAAAAUCAGUCGAUUCGUACAAGGGCACAGAUGAGAUGGAUACAUCGCCCUUCCAUUCACUGCUGAGAAUACAUGGCCACAAGUGAGAGUACAACGUCGAACUUGAUAUCUGACAACCACCACGAGUCAUCAGUCGCAAAUAAAGAUGCAGACAUGACAAAGUGGUAUGGGAGAUUAUCCAACUCGUUUCUUCGAUGCCUGGCCAUCCUCAUAAGCCGUGCCCGCUCCAGUAGCCCAUUGAAUAUUAUUUUGGUGAAGCACAGAAGCGUGAUUAUCAUGUGCUGCAGCCGGGGUGACUCUUGUGGGCGUGAGACGCCUGCGUUUGAACAGGCGUAGCUCUGAUAUGACAAGUGGGUGAUCGGGCGGCAGUCGAAUUCACAUGACAAGAACUUUCUUGCGAUCUCCCAUGCGGACAGUAAGUACAUGAGUCUCAGGAUCUGAUGCGGCCCCAUAUCAUGACGGUAUCUUUGUUCAAAAUAUGACAAUACGGUGUGCGUAAAAAACGCGCAAAUCGGAGUUCACUGCGCCGUUCAAGGUAAACGAACAACCAUGUAGUUCACUGCCGAUUUAUCUUGACUCUGUCAGUUUUCUGUCACGAACAACCCGCGGCAAAUGCGACGAUAGGCGCUGAAACGGUCAAGAAAUGCCUCUGAUCGCAUGGUAGUUUCGCAGCUCUUACCUCAAGAGGCAUAAAAGCAGACAUAUACUGGCCGCGUGAUGCCAUAGCCGAUUGUGACAGGUAAUGAAUCAAGGGGCCCUCCAUCAUCGAGACACUCCAUAUAGUAAGAUUUUCAGGAUUGCGUCGUAUCGUGUCCUCGUUUAUUAGAAGAGGAGGGUGAAGUUGCAUCUCGAGAAUUCUCCAUGUCCGAGAAUAACUGUCAAAUCCCAUAACACAACUGUCAUCGGAGUCUGGGACUAGAACAGGAAGUGAUACCGUUCCAUAAACGGCAGAGCUUGCGAAUUCAGUACGGGACGAGCCGAAGUGCUCGUCGACAGGCCCUCCUCGGUUGAUCGCUUGACCCCCCGAUCCCGAAUGCUUGGGUUGGCAGAACGCUUGCUCUCGUCCCCUGUUAUUUCCCGGUCUGUCCGAGAUCUGACGCGGCCUUAUUUGCUUAUGUGUUUUGAAGUGAUCCAAAAUAUCAUCACCUGGCGGCCAUCAGUCCCCCGAGGUAGUACAUAGAACAGCUUGUUGGUUGAAGGCAUCGUGCCAAGACUAGGAUCUCUGAUUCAACAAGAUGGGGAUCGCGACCAAGGCGCUUGGAGAUCGGGCCCAGGGACCAUGUGAAUAAUGACACAGGCAUAUCGAGUCGUGAGCUUUGCGAAGGCUUGUCCAGCUGCAAAAGUGUUGUAGAGGCGAAGGCUGGAACUCAAGUUUCGUGGGGAGGACCCUCUUCUUGGUAAACGCGAUGUCACCUCGACACCUGUUCAGACCCUGGUUGGCUCCGCACGACGUCUCCCACAAGCUCCAACCAGAGCCUCCAAGAUCGAAUCUUGCAUGCAGGUUAAUUACAGCCAGCUGAAAAUGUUUACUCAUGAAACGUCACGAUAGGAGUCAUGACAUCCCUAUCCUUUUGGCGUUUGGCUACGAAUGUCGACCACGCACCCUCGGGACCGAAGAAAAAAGUAAUCAUAGGCGAGUUUGCAAUAACCUUGGCACAAAACGAUGACCACGAGGAAAGAUCGUACAUGCGUGAUCACCUCGAGAAGGGGGAAACAACGACGUUUCCUGUACGACAUUUUUUGUCUCUGAAAGCAAGUUAUACAACCUGCACAAAGCCAUUUUUGGACCCAAUGGCGUUCUGUCCCUUGCGUCGGGGAGUUCUAGCCACAACAAAUGAAUAUUGGAACCUCCUAUCUUGCAUCAUUUCGAUGCAGAUUAAGUUGAACCCCGGAACAGGAGGAGAACAUCGGACUCAAACAAGAGGGCACCGAUAGAUUUCGGGCACUCCCUUCGGAGAUUCAUACGCGAAUAACGACUCGAGGUGCCUUCGCCUGACAGGCCUGGACUUUUCUCGUCGUAUAUCACAAAUCAUAGCGACACCCGCUCUGGAUGGAUCUUGGGGGGAUCUAGGGCUCUGGCAAACGGCGGCCUUGUGUUCUGGUUCGCCCGGAUAGCACAUGAUCCGUGGAAGUGGAAAAUGAGUACUCAUCAGAGGGCAAGACAUACUGCACGUCGCUGUCGUACAUGCUCGAUGUUGUGUUCAGACAUCUUUCUCCUGGCAGUACCCCAGACCACUGGGUCAUGUAAGAAUAUCGCCACUGUAUGUGAGGCUAAACUUUCGCCUCGUCGCCCUGCUUUUAGCAUUCGCCCUGCUGAACAUCAUGAAGUUUACAAUGGCGAAGUAAGGCUUGAGACUACUUUACGGUGUUGUCUUGAACAAUUGGCCCUGGUGUUAUCGAUACCGAGGCGCUGGGGAAACCGUCGGGAUCGGGAAAGGGCAAAGAGGCGCAUUAAGCCACGAUCUCAGUAUGUUAGAACCCAGAUGCUUUUUUCCACUCACCUGUGGCGUCAGUAGAAGUCCCUGACCUGGUUGAUCUUGAUCGGGCAUUGACACACCCUCCCAAGAACCCAAAAGAAUGCAUCGCCGAAAUGUGAUAACUGAUCGACCUCAGCAGGUCGAAGCAGGUAGUGUUUAGUAAUCUAUCAGCGGCUUUAGUCGCGAGGACUGGGUUGACUAACCGGGUCCCCUACCCUAGUUGGAGUUGGGCUUCCUCUAACAGGAUUGGAGAGCUGAAGAGAAAAGAGACGAGAAGAGAAUGCAAGAUGCCAUUGGUCUCUGGAAAUCCUUAGGGGCACUUUAACCAGCACUAGGGGUAUGAGUUCGCUGCACCGCGAUUCGACUCAGACGCUUGCAUUUGUAUGUAUGUAUGGUGGUGUAGGUUGGUAAAAAACGCAAGGUUAGGGCUUCUUCCGUUUGACGGGAUGCUAUGCGUCAAUCGAAAGACAUGUCUGGCGUUGACUGCCGUUGAAUUGAUCGAUUGAUUGAUCGAUAGAUUGAUUGCUUGCGUGAUAAGCACGUGUAGUGGCUACACCUCACCCCCAUCACAAGCGUUUGGCUAGGGGUUUCUUUUGGCGAUUUAGUUACAGUGGCUGUAAAUUGAAAUGUCGACUCGUCAUCUCGUCCUGAUUGUUUGUGGCAUUGCUUGCGAUUUUGUGGUGGGCAGUGGCCUAUGAUCGUCGACUGAU
Molecule: messenger RNA, 3279 nt
Organism: Fusarium verticillioides 7600
Lineage: Eukaryota; Fungi; Ascomycota; Sordariomycetes; Hypocreales; Nectriaceae
Exons: 1
Coding region: 1647-2027 (126 amino acids)
Source: RefSeq, a predicted model, not a curated record